AUGGAUCUUGAAGCUUGUUCUCCUGGACAGCUCGAGCCUGUUCCUGCAUCAAUACUGCUCGACCACGAACUAGCCAAACGAAAGCUGGCCGAUAAAAAGGGCAGGAUAGUGACUGGAUGUAGUGCGCUUGACAACUAUGUCCUGCUCGGCGGGUUUGAGCGCGGUUCCGUUGUUGGAGUGAGCGCAGAGGAUGAGGAGUUAGGCUUAUUGCUUGGUCUGCAAAUGAUCGCCUGCACUCUGACCUCUAAUACUUGUGCCAGGACAAUGAUCGUGACAACGCUGCCAACUGCGAUGAUACUUCCCAAGCUCCGGGCCGCGUUGAUGAACCAGCUUUCUGCUCAGGGGUUAGACAGCCUGCAGUCCAGGGUCAAGCAGUGCCUGGAGAGGAUCUCUAUUGCCAGAGUGUUCGAUAUCGACGGGUUCAAAGAGGUCUUAAAGGAGCUUGGAGAGGCUGCUAUCUCGGCUGAGACUCAUGCACAAGAGCUACAGAAGAACGCUAAGGUCCCGGGAGCUGGUGAGCCUGCAAAAUCUCACCAACAGGCUGUCCCUGAGGAACGGGAACGGACUGAGAUUCCGGAUAGCGAAGAAGAAGACCUGUGCUCUCCUGAACCAUUGCCACAAGAACCCCCUGAUAUACAACUACCCCCAGCGGAGCUUGCUCAAACUGUUUCUUCAGUUCCGGAUAUUGUCCUUGUCGCACAUAUGUCUAACCUGCUGAACGCCCUCUUCGCCAGUCGUGACAAGCAACCAGCCCACGACACUAUGCUCCUGCUCUCUUCUCAGUUGCAUUCCUUUGCUCGUUCCUCUGCCAUGAACGGGCCUGUUUUCAUGUUGCUCAACUCUACAAUCUCCCCCACGUCAAGUUCACAUGACGAAUCCAUCAUAGGGAAGGGAAUGAAGCUCUCCAAACAGGUAGAGCCCACUCUUUGUUCCAUCUUCAAUCCCGCACCACAGUCUUCUCCUCUAAGACGUCAUCAUCCGUGUAACGUUCCAGGACGUUUUGUGCGGGACCCAGCACAACGUAACAAGCCUGCGUUUGGCCAAGUGUUUGCGCAAAUGGUCGACCUCCAUCUCUUAUGCACUAGGGUGCCGAGGACAAAGGUUGACGCAGCGGCUGUUGCUGCUCGUCCUGGAGGAGGGUUGGUAGAAGUCUCGUAUACAUGGGUGGUUGAGGUGCUUUUGGACGAGACUGGCGUUCUUGAAAGGGUAGUGGCCGAUCAUAUGGGGGACGAAGGCUGGGUACGGAGGUGUAGGGAGCAGAGAUGGGCUGCUGUGGAUGUUGAUCAGGGAAGGAUUGUGGAUGCUGUUUUAUAG
Thermochaetoides thermophila DSM 1495 is the source of this 1314-nucleotide messenger RNA. RefSeq lists its product as uncharacterized. Bases 1 to 1314 code for a protein of 437 amino acids. Gene Ontology annotation, molecular function: single-stranded DNA binding; four-way junction DNA binding; ATP-dependent activity, acting on DNA. The record is from RefSeq and is a predicted model, not a curated record. Lineage: Eukaryota; Fungi; Ascomycota; Sordariomycetes; Sordariales; Chaetomiaceae. Gene Ontology annotation, cellular component: Rad51B-Rad51C-Rad51D-XRCC2 complex; replication fork; centrosome. Gene Ontology annotation, biological process: DNA strand invasion; telomere maintenance; double-strand break repair via homologous recombination. The transcript is spliced from 2 exons.